Messenger RNA from Diutina rugosa, 1314 nucleotides. Its product is annotated as origin recognition complex subunit 5. Gene Ontology annotation, biological process: DNA replication initiation; DNA replication. Gene Ontology annotation, cellular component: nucleus; nuclear origin of replication recognition complex. Bases 1 to 1314 code for a protein of 437 amino acids. The record is from RefSeq and is a predicted model, not a curated record. Gene Ontology annotation, molecular function: DNA replication origin binding. Lineage: Eukaryota; Fungi; Ascomycota; Pichiomycetes; Serinales; Debaryomycetaceae. The transcript has a single exon.
AUGAUAAUUGGACGUGAGCACGAGUACCGUCUUCUAGAGACGUUCCUCACCCUGGAUCCAAAAACUCUGGCCCAAUGCGUCGUCGUCAACGGCUACCGGGCCCAGGGCAAAUCGCAUACUCUCCGCCAGUUUCUCAGCACAUUAGAGGGUGUUACAGUGGUGUCUGAGCCGUGCGAUCUUGCCAUCAAAAUAAGAUUUGUAUGCCAACGGCUAUUGCGCCAAGUGAACGGAAACAUCGCCCAAAACUGCGAUACCGUGGCCACAUUCAUCGGCCUCUUCCGCCAGGCGACCAAAGACCUACCCCACGUCAUCAUUGUCUUGGAACGGCUCGACCAGUGCAUUGAGGACCCCGAAUCAUACUACUCUGGGUUCGCUAAGUUGCGAGAAUUCCUCCCCAAUGUGUCAGUGGUGAUGGAGGUCCAACUGCCGCCAUGGGCCCUUGCGUCGAUCGCAGAGGCAGUCAACAUCCAUUUCCCUACUUACUCGGAAGAGAUGGUGGUGGCCAUCCUUCAGAGUAUCCCCGAUAUCGUGAAAACCCCCAACCAGCAUUAUAACACGUUCAUCGAGUAUAUCGUCUACUACUACGACGCCAUCACCGGCUCCGACGUCGAGCUGCUCAUCUCCAUUGCCCGCCACUUGUGGCCCAAGAUCGACUUCGCCAAUAUCGACCUGAACAAUACCUUUUUACGGUGGAUACGAGACCACGCCCUGCUAUUUGAGAAGAUGGGGGUCGUCGACGAUAAUGUCGUGAUUGAAUACGGUACGUUUGAAGAGGAAAUACCCACUGAAGGCAGCGACAACAUCGAUGACUUACCGCUCUACUCCAAAUUCAUUUUAAUCGCGCUGUUCUUAGCGCUGUACAUUGACCCUAAAAAUGACCUUAUCUUCUUUUCUCGUCACAACGUCAAGAAGAACAAACGAUUAUCAAGACGAGGUAACGAAAACGUUCUUCAAACGAGAGUGCAACAGGCUAACUUCUUCGACUUGGAAAGAAUGAUUGCCAUUUUAUCUACAAUCUUCCGCCUGUACCUUUCGUCUAAGGAUGAGCUUGCAGACACUUACAACGUGUACGACGACAUCGAACACCGCGAUCGCGAGCGGUUGCUGGAGAUCGAGUCGUUUACCCUUGCCGCCAACAUUGACUUGAAUAACCAAUUGGCGACGCUUUUGUCGCUUGGUUUGCUUGUCAAAUCACAAAACUCGGACAUUUUGGGGGCAAAAGUGCGGUGGCGGACAUCACUCGACUUCCCAAAAGCGCUAAAGCUCGCUGCCGAUGUCGAGUUCGACUUGGGCGAGUACUUCCCUAAUGCGUAA